AAACGCCCGAAAGCGGAAGUGAUGGAAACAGUCAAAAAGUACGGUUAGGCAAAUUUAAUCGUGCCAACCAAUUUGCAAUAUUAGGACAAAGUUUGAAAUGUGACAAAACCUGUUCCUAUUUUGUUCAAAACAAAGGGGAAGAUGAAAAGCGCGGAAUGUGCGUAGGUCUCUCUCAGUUAGCUACGUUUGAAGCCAAGGAGAACAAGAAGACGCUGCAACGACGCGGAUGUUCACAACAAUUACAAAGCGUUCAAAGAUGAGUUUGUGAUGGUUGCGGAAGUUUUCCUCCAGUUUGUGCCAAAGCCAGCGUACAGUGUUAUUCUGGGUACGUCUCCUUACUCACUUCCAGCCUUUAGCUUAUUGUACUCUUGCAUUUUAGCUUACAGUUACAGAUAAAUUGUUGCACAUGCGCAGUUCAAUUUUCUAGUUUUGUGUUCCGAGGUGAAACUUGGAUCUGCGCCCAGUCUUCCCGCCGCUGCAAGAUCCCAGACCAUUCUCUGGCUUUGUGAUGACUAUGACCGGAAUAGCGUGGUACCAGGAGAAGAUCAGAGCGUAUGACCAACAAGUCUGGGAGAAGUCACUUGAGAAGGCAAACCUAGGCCUGGAAAACAAACCAAAGAAAACGGGUUACAUCAAACCAGACCUCAUCGAUGUUGACUUAGUUAGAGGGUCAACGUUCAGUAAAGCCAAACCGCAGAGUCCAUGGACAGCUUUGGCCCGAAAGGGUCUCGUGCGAGUGCUGCUAUUUCCGUUCUUCUUCAACUGGUGGAUCCAGGUGACCUCCAGGUCCAUCUCCAUAUGUAUCCUCCUGCUGUAUUUAAUGCAAGUUGCAGCGGUGCUGCUGUACCUGGAAGUCCCCAAGGCCAGUGCCAGCGAGACGUUUGGACCCAUGUGCCUCAUGCUGCUGCUGGGCACCGUGCACUGCCAGAUCGUGUCCACUGAGUCCAGCCAAGGGCCCAUGGGGUAUCCGGCUGCCUGCAGCAGUCCUGCACGCAGAAGGAGGCCCCGGAAGGGCAGAAGUUUAAAAAAACCGGAGGACACAAAUGACAGCUGGAACACGGAGACGCAGGGGGUUCAACCGUGUGACAGCCAGCUAGAGGAACGGACGAACAAAAGCCAGUCGGGGUUUGGAGCGUCUGACGAGUUCUCCAGUGAGGAAGAGGAGCAGGAGGAAGGGCCCCAAUCGGUGAAAACGAUUCGACCGUCUCACCUCUGCAACCACCCUGCCAUGAAGGUUUCUGGCUCGUGUUCUUCUGUUCGGAAGCGAAACCUGCCCUCCAGCAUCAAGUCGAGACCUCAAGAAGGGGGCGAAGUGUGCGCCGCAGCCCGUGAGGUGACAAACCACAGGAUUGGAGCGGGCUCCCACCCGGCCUCCGACACGGACGACAACAUGUGGGAGGAGCUUCUCCAGGGGCCGGACAGCGCCUCCACAGGAAGCAGCGACACAGAGGGGGACGAGGGGCUGAACGCCGAGGUGAACUUCUCCCAGAACACCACUCAGAGCAGCGAUGAAGAAACCCCCCAGCAAGGCAUCACCAGUAGCCAGCUGACCUGGUUGCAGGCGUGUCACCCGUCUAAGGACCGGGUCAGCGCCAUCAUAUGGGAGCAGGGCGAAUGCAAGAAAGCAGACCUGUCGGUGUUGGAGAUGAGUGGGAUCAUCCUCAGCAGGGUGAAGAUGGUGGAGCAGGGCUUGGGUUACCUGGUGCUCGGGGGGUUCAUGACCGCCACCCUGGCGCUGCUCCCCUUCGCCUUCCGCCUGGCUCAGCGUCUGGACGUGAGCAGCCUGGGCUCGUACUCGCUGCCGCAGCUGCUGGAGAUAGCGGCGGGAGCGAACGACGCGCAGGCUUACGCCUUUUUCUUCAUCACGACCGUGCAGAGAGUCUGCUUCACCGGCCUCUUCUUCUUCAUGAUGUGCGUGGCUGAGCGGACCUACAAACAGAGACUCUUGUUUGCUAAAUACUUCAGUCAUCUGACUUCUGCGCGCAAAGCCAAGAAAUCCGAGGUUCCUCACUUCCGUCUGAAGAAAGUGCAGAACAUCAAGAUGUGGCUGUCCCUGCGCUCCUUCCUCCGGAGGCGGGGGCCGCAGCGCUCCGUAGACGUCAUCGUUUCCACCAUUUUCCUGUCGGCGCUCUCCGUUUCCGUCAUCGUCUGCGCUCAGCUCCUGCACAGCCCGAAGACCUUCCUGGAGUCGCUGACAAACUGGGAGUGCAUGAUGUGGGGCUCCUCGCUCCUCCUCUUCCUGCUGCGCCUCGCCACGCUGGGCUCAGAGACCAACUCCAAGUACAGCAACUCCUCCGUGCUGCUGACCGAGCAGAUCAAUUUGUACCUGAAGAUGGAGAAGAAGCCCAACAAGAAAGAGCAGCUCAACAUCGUGAACAACGUUCUAAAACUGGCCACCAAGCUGAUGAAGGAGCUGGACACUCCCUUCAGGCUGCUGAGUCUGACCGUCAACCCUCUGAUCUACACCAUGACCAAGGUCGUCAUCCUGUCGGCCGUGUCCGCCGUGGUCAGCAAGCUGCUCGGCUUCAACAUCCGACUGUGGAAGAUUAAGCCUUGACGAGAAGGAAAGCUUCCGCCUGCAGGACUCUGGAGUCCAGAACCCGAAACGCUCUGCAUCUCCUGGAGCGCCGCACAAAGCCGCUGCCGCCGCCGUCUGGACCUCCCAGCCGAGACGCCGGCCCCUCACAGCCCAGAGAGGCUCUGAGCGGCCACUCGGCUGGUUGGGCACCAACGCCUCCGUCAUCCGUGCCACUAACGCCUCUUUAAGAAGUUUGUCUAGAAAAAGCUGCUGUCUGGGAGCGUUUCUGGCUUCUGUGCUUUCAACACUUCUAGAUCUUCAGGAUUCACUUUCUAAAGUUCUCAUUCAAUGUACAGAGUUUACUUAUUCUUUUAUUCUUAGGGAAAGUGUUAAAUAAUUUGUCACAUAAUCAAAAUGGGCUAACAGGUGUAAUUUUAUUUGCUAAAUCUUGGCUUUUGUAUAUUUAAGAGGAAUUAUUAAUUUGUUUUUUUAUUUAUUCUGGGGUCUCCUUCAGUUCUGGGACUUUUUCUGGUACCUGUAAAUAUUGAUCUUUGACCACUAUCUGCCUUUUCUAUCCAGGGUUGAAUAAAUGAUCUAUGCAAAGAUGAUUUUAAAAGAUAAUAAAGAGUUUUACAUUCGCA
Messenger RNA from Oryzias latipes (Japanese medaka), 3159 nucleotides. NCBI's taxonomy places the organism in Eukaryota, Metazoa, Chordata, Actinopteri, Beloniformes, Adrianichthyidae. The record is from RefSeq and is a predicted model, not a curated record.